AUGGCGUGGAAUCCAGACCCAGCCCGUCUGAUGGUCCAGAAUGCCUCGCAUCGACCAUCACAGUCGAUCGAUGGCGAUACAUUGCGUCCGCGGGCGGACUCGUUCGCUUCUUCUGCAGAUACUAUGGUUCGCUCCCGGGCGAACUCCGAAGUAGACCCGGCCCAUACUUCCAAAGAUGUAUACGACGAUGUUUCGCUGGCGGAUGCGUUGAAACCAGAUCCCCGGAAUGAAACCGAUUUCCAAGUGGAGGGUAAUCGGUUCGCGUUUUCCCCCGGUCAACUAAACAAAAUGCAGAACCCGAAGUCUUUGGCUGCAUUCCAUGCUCUGGGUGGAUUGCAAGGUCUGGAGCGCGGUCUGCGCACAGAUCUAAAUGCUGGUUUGUCCAUAGAUGAAGGGUGUCUGGAGGGCAAAGUCGAGUUCCAGGAUGUGACAUCUUCGGCACAACACACAUCUACGGGAAAAUCCCCAUCAAGCCUUGUCACUUCGGCGCCGGUGUCGUCUGGCAAUGGCUCACCCUUCGAAGACCGCAUUCGUGUCUUCAGUCGGAAUAAACUACCCGCUCGGAAAUCGACCGGGUUCCUAAAACUAUUCUGGGCUGCUUAUAACGACAAAAUUAUUAUAUUAUUGACUGUCGCCGCCGUGAUCUCACUAUCCCUGGGGAUAUACGAGACCGUGUCAGAAGGCUCAGGCGUCGACUGGGUGGAAGGUGUCGCCAUUUGCGUGGCAAUUUUGAUUGUCACAGUGGUCACAGCUGCGAACGAUUGGCAAAAAGAGAGACAAUUUGCCAAACUCAACAAAAGGAACGAUGACCGUGAAGUCAAAGUAACCCGCUCAGGCAAAACCGACAUGGUUUCAAUCUACGAUAUUAUGGUCGGCGACAUCCUCCAUCUCGAGGCAGGCGAUUCCAUCCCCGCGGAUGGCAUUCUAGUUUCAGGCUACGGCGUGAAGUGCGAUGAGUCUUCCGCCACCGGCGAGUCGGAUCAAAUGAAAAAGACACCCGGCCAUGAAGUCUGGCAGCAAAUCGUCGACGGCAAAGCAACCAAGAAACUCGACCCGUUCCUGAUCUCCGGUAGCAAGGUCCUCGAAGGUGUGGGAACUUAUGUUGUCACUAGUGUUGGGCCUUAUUCUACAUACGGACGGAUCUUGCUGUCUCUGCAAACUCCUAAUGACCCAACGCCGCUUCAGGUCAAGUUGGGUAAGCUGGCGGAUUGGAUUGGAUAUCUGGGCACAGCAGCUGCUGGUAUUCUAUUCUUUGUUCUGCUCUUCCGAUUUGUAGCCAACCUUCCUAAUCACCCGGAAAAGUCCGGUGCUAUGAAAGGCAAAGAGUUUGUGGAUAUUCUUAUUGUUGCUGUCACGGUUAUUGUUGUCGCUAUUCCAGAGGGUCUUCCAUUGGCCGUAACGCUGGCUUUGGCCUUUGCUACAACCCGGAUGGUUAAGGAGAACAACCUGGUCCGUGUCCUUCGCGCAUGCGAGACAAUGGGAAAUGCCACAGUCAUCUGCUCUGAUAAAACUGGUACAUUGACACAGAACAAAAUGACUGUUGUGGCCGGAACCUGGGGCUCGGAUCAGGACUUCAGCCAGAGAACUGAAGACGAAGAUCUGGAGGGUUCAAUGACUACUUCCGAGUCUUCCCAGAAAUUAUCAGCCCCCAUCAAAGAUUUGAUCAUCAAGAGCAUCGCUUUGAACUCGACUGCCUUUGAACAGGAAAAGGACGGCUCCAUUGAUUUUGUUGGUAGCAAGACUGAGGUUGCGAUGCUUCAGUUGGCCCGCGAUUAUAUGGGCAUGGAUCUCGUCACGGAGCGUGGCUCCGCUGAGAUUGUCCAACUGAUUCCUUUCGACUCCGCCAGGAAGUGCAUGGGUGUUGUUUACCGUGUUCCUGGUGUUGGCUACCGACUGCUUGUCAAGGGAGCGUCCGAGUUGAUGGUCGGCGUCUGUACCAUGGAAAUUGUCAACAUUGAUAUGUCCAAAGAGAGACCCGAUGUGGAGCAUAUUUCUGAGGCACAGAAGAAGAACCUCCUGGAGAUUAUUGACAAUUACGCUCACAAGUCUCUUCGGACGAUUGGCAUGGUCUACAAGGAUUUCACAACCUGGCCCCCGACGGAAGCUAAACAUUCUGAAGAUGCUUCGGCGAACUUUGACGAUUUCUUCCAUGAUAUGACCUGGGUCGGAGUUGUGGGUAUCCAAGACCCUCUUCGCCCUGAAGUCCCGUCAGCCAUCCGCAAGUGCCACUCGGCAGGCGUCCAGGUCAAGAUGGUGACUGGUGACAACGUUGCCACUGCCACCGCUAUUGCAACAUCUUGUGGAAUCAAGACGGAAGAUGGAUUGGUCAUGGAAGGUCCUAAGUUCCGCCAACUCACCAACGCGGAGAUGGAUGAAGUGGUUCCGCGCCUACAAGUCCUGGCACGAUCAUCUCCCGAUGACAAGCGGAUCUUGGUCGAACGGCUUAAGGCCCUCGGUGAAACGGUCGCUGUCACAGGUGAUGGUACAAAUGACGGUCCGGCUUUGCGGACUGCAGAUGUCGGCUUCUCCAUGGGUAUUGCUGGUACUGAGGUCGCUAAGGAGGCGAGUUCGAUUAUUCUCCUGGAUGACAAUUUCAAGUCCAUUAUCACGGCGAUCUCUUGGGGACGAGCUGUCAAUGAUGCCGUUGCCAAGUUUUUGCAAUUCCAGGUCACAGUCAAUAUCACGGCCGUGAUACUCACCUUUGUGUCAUCUGUGUACAGCAGUGAUAACACCAGUGUUUUGACUGCUGUGCAGCUGCUCUGGGUGAACCUGAUUAUGGACACCUUUGCCGCUCUUGCCUUAGCUACGGAUGCCCCGACUGAAAAAAUUCUCGAUCGCAAGCCUGUCCCCAAACACGCCUCCCUCUUCACCUUGACCAUGUGGAAGAUGAUCCUCGGCCAAGCAGUGUACCAGCUAGCCAUCACAUUCAUGCUGUAUUUCGCAGGCGACAAGCUCCUCGGUGCCCAUCUCAGCUCCGAACCCGAGUUGCGCACAAAGCAGCUCGCCACCGUCGUGUUCAACACGUUCGUGUGGAUGCAGAUCUUCAACGAAUUCAACAACCGCCGUCUCGACAACAAGUUCAAUAUCUUCGAAGGCAUGUUCCGCAACUACUGGUUCCUAGGAAUCAACGCCAUCAUGAUUGGCGGUCAGGUCAUGAUCGUCUACGUUGGCGGCCAGGCAUUCAACGUGACCCGCUUGAGCGGCACCCUCUGGGGUGUGUGUAUUAUCUGUGCUCUUGCGUGCUUGCCCUGGGCUAUUGUGCUCCGACUUAUCCCAGACUACCACUUCGGGCUUGUCUUUAAUGCCGCCGUUGGUGGCUUGUCUUUUGUUUUGCGCCCGUUUUCUAAAGGGUUCAAGGUAAUUGGUCGUGGUAUCAGGUCCUUAUUUAGGCCUGUGAAGCGUUUCACUCGCCGUGUCAUAAACAAGGGGAAGUCAGACGACGAAGUCCAGUUGAACCCACAGCCCACAGAGUCUGUUGAUCCCGAACAAGAUCCUGAGAGUCUUGAAUCGAGCAAGCCAAAGCUCUCUCCUGAGCCUCCUAGCACACCUCCUCAUGUCGUGGUCCCCCCUAUCACAAUUACGACCUCUCCUUAG
Messenger RNA from Penicillium verrucosum, 3594 nucleotides. It is a transcript of the gene pmcB, whose product is annotated as putative calcium-translocating P-type ATPase(PMCA-type). Bases 1 to 3594 code for a protein of 1197 amino acids. The record is from RefSeq and is a predicted model, not a curated record. The transcript has 5 exons. Gene Ontology annotation, molecular function: ATP binding; P-type calcium transporter activity; ATP hydrolysis activity. NCBI's taxonomy places the organism in Eukaryota, Fungi, Ascomycota, Eurotiomycetes, Eurotiales, Aspergillaceae. Gene Ontology annotation, cellular component: membrane; intracellular membrane-bounded organelle. Gene Ontology annotation, biological process: calcium ion transmembrane transport; intracellular calcium ion homeostasis.